Sphenostylis stenocarpa is the source of this 1431-nucleotide messenger RNA. The record is from the annotation of a GenBank genome assembly. Lineage: Eukaryota; Viridiplantae; Streptophyta; Magnoliopsida; Fabales; Fabaceae.
AUGCUGAACUGCCUUCCAAGACUUAGAUGUAUUUCUUUCUUGUAUUCUUUUCCCGAAUUGUCCAACAAUAUAAAGCAAAUUCAUGCCCAGUUAAUUACUAAUGGUCUGAAAUCUCCCACUUUCUUGGCCAAGUUAAUUGAGCAUUAUUGUGGCUCACCAGACCUGCACAUUGCUAAUAAUGCACGUUUAGUGUUCCAGUACUUUGACAAGCCAGACCUGUUUCUCUUUAAUACUUUGAUACGAUGUGUUCAACCCAAUGAUUCUAUUCUUAUUUUCCGAGAUGAGUUUUCUAGGGGACUCAUGUUUUUUGAUGAUUACACCUACAAUUUUGUUCUUGGAGCCUGUGCUCGCUAUCCGUCAGCUUCAACAUUGUGGGUAGGUAGACAACUACAUGCCCUGAUAGUAAAACAUGGGGUUGGGUCAAAUAUUUUGGUCCGAACUACCAAAAUAUACUAUUAUUCGAGAAACAAAGAUAUUAUCUCAGCCCGUCAAGUGUUUGAUGAAAUGAUGAUGAGAAGCAGUGUUACCUGGAAUGCUAUGAUAACAGGUUAUUCCUCCAUGAAAGAAGAGAACAAGAAAUAUGCUGUCAAUGCGUUGUCAUUGUUCAAUGACAUGUUAGCUGAUGAUAGUGGAAUUAAACCAACAGAUACAACCGUUGUUGCUGUGCUUUCAGCAGUUUCUCAAAUGGGUUUGCUGGAAACUGGUGCUUGCAUACAUGCACUUGCAGAAAAGACUGUGUGUACUCCUGAAGAUGAUGUGUUUAUUGGGACUGGGCUCGUUGAUAUGUACUCAAAAUGUGGAUGCCUUGAUAGUGCCUUGUCUGUUUUCUGGCGAAUGAACCAGAAGAAUAUCUUGACUUGGACAGCAAUGACUACUGGCCUAGCCAUCCAUGGGAAAGGGAAACAAGCAUUGGAGAUUUUAUAUAAAAUGGGAGAUUAUGGAGUGAAGCCAAAUGAAGCAACUUUUACUAGCUUUUUGUCAGCUUGUUGUCAUGGUGGGCUUAUCGAAGAAGGCCUUCAAUUGUUCCAUGAAAUGAAGAGAACAUUUAGUGUGACACCUCAGAUACAACAUUAUGGGUGCAUUGUAGACCUUCUUGGCCGUGCUGGAAAGUUAAAAGAAGCCUAUGAAUUUAUCAUGUGGAUGCCAAUUAAUCCUGAUGUUGUAACAUGGAGGAGCCUGCUAGGUGCAUGCAAGAUUCAUGGGGAUGUUGUCAUGGGAGAGAAAGUGGGGAAGUUUCUUCUCCAAUUAGAAGAAUGCAGUCGUCCAGAGUUGGCUUCAAAGAGCGAGGACUAUGUAGCUCUAUCAAAUGUUUAUGCUUUAGCGGAAAGGUGGGUCGAUGUUGAAGCUGUAAGGAAACAAAUGAAAGCUAAGAGUAUCUUGAAUAAAGCUGGUUCUAGCGCUGUUCAAACUGUCAAAAUGGCUAUAUUGUAA